Meloidogyne enterolobii is the source of this 1518-nucleotide messenger RNA. The record is from the annotation of a GenBank genome assembly. Lineage: Eukaryota; Metazoa; Nematoda; Chromadorea; Rhabditida; Meloidogynidae.
AAAUUUUAUUUAUUCAACUUCACGAUGGUUAUUCUCUACAAUGAUCAACAACAGAAAAGAUGCUCCAAAAAGAUUCGUUGGGCAUGUAUUCAUCCUUUUCCAAUUACAGAAGAACAGGAAGAACAUAAACAUAAGCUGUGGGCAAAAACGAUGAUUGAAUUAACUAAUAAAAUGAAUGAGGUUUGGAUACCGCCCAUUAAUAACGUUCGAAUUGAUCGAAAUGGGGAAUCUACAAGUUGUGAACUCCAAAAUGAAGAAUAUAAUCAAAAUGGUAUUCAUGAGGAAGAAGAUAAUGUUGACGAAGAUGAUUUGCCAGAAUUGUCAGAAGUUCCAUCAAAUAAUACUUUUGUUCCAGUUCAAGAUGCGCACGGAUAUUUAAUGUGUAGAAAUGGAGAUUGGAUAAUUGAUAGAUUCAAAAUAAUUAAGCAAAUUGGUGAUGGUGUUUUUUCAAAAGUUCAUCUUGUAUCUGAUUCAAAAAAUUUACAAAGAUCUGCAAAUGGCGAAAAUCCAUCAAAGAGGGCUUUGAAAAUCGUCAGAAAUGUUCAAGCAUAUAAAGAUGCUGCUCUACAAGAAAUUAGUGUUCUUCAAGCUUUGCAUUCUUUUGAUGAUGAAGAAGAAAAUGGAUUGGGACCUAGUCAUUUGGUUAUUAAAUUGUUGGAUCAUUUUGAAUAUUUUGAUCAUAUUUGUCUUUUAUUUGAACCUUAUGGAUUGAGCGUUUUUGAUUUUUUGCGAGGCAAUGAUUACCAUCCUUAUCCUCUUGAUCAAAUUCGUUAUAUUGCCUAUCAGUUAAUUCUUGCGGUCAACUUUAUUCACGAAAAGGGAAUUGUUCAUACCGAUUUAAAGCCAGAAAAUAUUUUGUUUGUAAAUACUGACAAUUAUGAAUUUAAAAAUCGUUGGGACAAGCCUUAUGAAGAAAUGGGAUUGGUUAAAUCUAAGCGUUCAAGAAAUAGAAGGAGAAUUCGUGUACUUAAGGAUGCUUCAAUUAGAUUAAUAGAUUUUGGUUCUGCUGUAUUUGAGCAUCAAGGGCAUGAUGAGACAGUUACUACACGUCAUUAUAGAGCUCCUGAAAUUAUUCUACAAAAUGGAUGGUCUUUUCCUUGUGAUAUAUGGAGUAUUGGUUGUAUCUUGUUUGAACUUUAUUCUGGAUGUGCAUUAUUUCCAAAAAUGGAUGAUAUUAAACACUUGGCUACUAUUGAAAGAAUUUGUGGUGCCGUACCAAAAUCAAUGAAGAGAGCUUCUAGUUGUGGCUUUUAUAGAAGCAAUAAUCAAUUAAAUUGUAGUCCAGAAGUUAAGGAACAUGUUAAGGAACGUACUAGGAAAUUAUUUGAUUAUAUUAAAUUGAAAGAAAUGGAACAUAUUCAAUUUUUUGAUCUCCUUGAAAAUAUGCUUGUAAUUGAUCCAGAUUUACGUAUAACUUUAAAAGUAGCUAGAGAACAUGAUUUUUUUGAAAAAUUGGAUAAUAAUUUGCGUCUUAAAGCAGAAAAUGGCGAAAAUAUAAACGAGAAUGGUGCUACUUAA